Messenger RNA from Lachnellula hyalina, 5586 nucleotides. RefSeq names its product Fatty acid synthase subunit alpha (gene FAS2). Gene Ontology annotation, cellular component: fatty acid synthase complex. Gene Ontology annotation, biological process: long-chain fatty acid biosynthetic process. Gene Ontology annotation, molecular function: magnesium ion binding; holo-[acyl-carrier-protein] synthase activity; fatty acid synthase activity. Bases 1 to 5586 code for a protein of 1861 amino acids. The transcript is spliced from 3 exons. Lineage: Eukaryota; Fungi; Ascomycota; Leotiomycetes; Helotiales; Lachnaceae. The record is from RefSeq and is a predicted model, not a curated record.
AUGCGUCCCGAAGUCGAGCAAGAGCUCGCCCAUACGCUCCUCGUUGAGCUAUUGGCAUAUCAAUUCGCCUCGCCCGUGAGGUGGAUUGAGACACAAGAUGUCAUUCUCGCAGAGAAGACGACAGAGCGGAUUGUCGAAAUUGGGCCUGCGGAUACCCUUGGUGUAAUGGCGAAGAGGACGCUCGCAUCAAAAUACGAGGCUUACGAUGCCGCAAAGUCGGUUCAGCGCCAAAUUCUUUGCUACAACAAGGAUGCGAAGGAGAUUUACUACGAUGUAGACCCUGUCGAGGAUGAACCUGCUCCAGUAGCAAGUGAGUCUGCGCCAACUCCUGCGGCUGCAUCUUCGAGUGCUGCACCCGCUGCUCCUUCGCCACCUAGUUCCGGACCAGCGGCGCAAGUGCCAGAUGCCCCAGUUGGCGCAAUCGAUAUUGUGCGCGCUUUGGUUGCCCAGAAGCUAAAGAAACCGCUUUUGGAAAUUCCAUUGAGCAAAGCUAUCAAAGAUCUCGUUGGAGGCAAAUCUACCCUGCAAAAUGAGAUUUUGGGUGACCUGGGAAAGGAAUUUGGAUCGACCCCCGAAAAACCAGAAGAUACCCCCCUGGACGAAUUAGGAGCCGCCAUGCAAGCUACGUUCAACGGCCAACUUGGAAAGCAGUCGUCAUCUCUUGCCGCAAGAUUGAUAUCAUCGAAGAUGCCUGGUGGAUUUAAUAUUACCGCAGCACGAAAAUAUUUAGAAACCAGAUGGGGACUUGGCCCCGGAAGACAGGAUGGUGUUCUGCUGUUGGCUCUUACGAUGGAACCACCAGCUCGGUUGGGUUCUGAAACCGAUGCGAAGGCCUUCUUAGAUGAUGUCUCUCAUAAGUAUGCUGCGAAUGCUGGAGUCAGUCUUGCAGCGCCAGUGGCUGGUGGUGAUGCCGGCGGUGGCGGAGGCGGCAUGAUGAUGGAUCCAGCGGCGCUCGAUGCGCUGACCAAGGAUCAAAGAGCGCUCUUCAAGCAACAGCUUGAGUUAUUUGCCCGAUACUUAAAAAUGGACCUUCGAGCUGGAGACAAGGCAUUUAUUGGAUCCCAAAAAUCGUCACAAGCGCUUCAAUCUCAAUUAGAUCUUUGGAACGUGGAGCACGGAGACUUCUACGCUGCUGGGAUUGUACCAGUUUUCAGCUCACUCAAGGCCAGAGUGUACGAUUCGUCAUGGAAUUGGGCACGUCAAGAUGCUCUAACUAUGUACUACGAUAUUAUUUUCGGUCGUUUGCAAGCUGUGGAUCGUGAGAUUGUCAGCCAAUGCAUUAGAAUCAUGAAUCGUUCAAACCCUACUCUUCUCGAAUUCAUGCAAUAUCAUAUCGACAAUUGCCCAACCGAGCGAGGCGAGACCUACAAGCUGGCCAAAGAACUUGGUCGUCAGCUUAUUGAGAAUUGUAAAGAAGUCUUAGAAGCAGCACCUUGUUACAAAGAUGUCAGUGUCCCCACUGGUCCUCAUACGAGCAUCGACGCACGUGGAAAUAUGGACUACGCGGAAGUUCCUCGAACAAGUGCACGCAAGCUUGAGCACUAUGUGCGGGAGAUGGCCGACGGAGGCAAGAUAUCCGAAUAUGGCAACCGUACAAAAGUUCAGAAUGAUCUCAGCCGCAUCUAUAAACUCAUCAAGCAACAACACAAGCUUUCCAAGUCGUCUCAACUUCAAAUCAAGACCCUCUAUGGCGAUGUCAUCAGGUCCUUGGCAAUGAGUGAAGGCCAAAUCAUUCCAAGGGAGACUGCAAAUGGCAAACCCAACGGCCUGACAAAGAAGCCCGUUGCGCGGCCAAACGGAUCUGCCAAGGCUGGGAAAGUCGAGACUAUUCCCUUCUUACACUUGAAGAGAAAGGAUGAGCACGGGUGGGAAUACAGCAAAAAGCUCACCGGUCUUUACAUUGAUGGUUUGGAAAAAGCAGCCAAGGAUGGUGUAACAUUCCAAGGCAAAAAUGCUUUGAUGACUGGCGCUGGAGCCGGCUCAAUCGGUGCCGAUGUCCUCCAAGGUCUGAUCAGUGGUGGUGCGAAGGUUGUGGUCACUACAAGUAGAUUCUCUCGUGAGGUCACGGAGUACUAUCAGUCGAUGUAUGCCCGCUAUGGAUCACGUGGCUCUCAGCUCAUUGUUGUGCCAUUCAACCAAGGUAGCAAGCAGGAUGUAGAGGCAUUGGUCGACUACAUCUACGAUACCAAGAAGGGUCUCGGAUGGGAUCUCGACUUUAUCAUUCCAUUUGCUGCAAUUCCAGAAAAUGGGCGCGAGAUUGACAGCAUCGAUUCCAAAUCUGAGCUCGCCCACCGCAUCAUGUUGACGAAUUUACUACGUCUUCUUGGGUGUGUGAAGAGUCAAAAGGCUGAACGCGGCUUUGAGACGCGCCCUGCUCAGGUUGUCUUGCCCCUAUCGCCCAACCAUGGUACUUUCGGAAACGAUGGCCUUUACUCCGAGUCAAAAUUGGCUCUCGAGACCUUGUUCAAUAGAUGGCACUCAGAAAACUGGGGUCAUUUCCUUACAAUUUGCGGUGCCGUUAUUGGAUGGACCCGUGGUACUGGCCUUAUGGCUGGCAAUAAUAUUGUUGCUGAAGGGGUAGAGGCUUACGGUGUGCGCACAUUUUCACAACAAGAGAUGGCUUUCAAUUUGCUGGGCCUCAUGUCACCAAUUAUCGUCGACCUUUGCCAAUCAGAACCCGUUUUCGCUGAUCUGAACGGUGGUUUACAAUUCAUCCCGGAUCUCAAGAACCUGAUGACUAAAUUACGAAAGGACAUUAUGGAGACGAGCGAAGUGCGACAGGCUGUGACCAAAGAAACUGCGAUUGAGAACAAGAUUGUCAAUGGUGAGGAUAGUGAAGCCCUCUACAAGAAAGUCACCAUUGAGCCUCGUGCAAACAUCAAGUACGAGUUCCCUCAACUACCAGACUGGAAAACCGAAGUCGAGCCACUCAAUGAGAACCUCAAGGGCAUGGUCGACCUGGAGAAAGUUGUUGUCGUUACCGGUUUCGCCGAAGUCGGUCCAUGGGGUAACUCCCGCACUCGGUGGGAAAUGGAAGCAUAUGGCGAAUUCUCCCUGGAGGGAUGUGUUGAGAUGGCUUGGAUCAUGGGUCUCAUUAAGAAUCACAAUGGACCUAUCAAGGGCAAGCAAUACUCUGGAUGGGUUGAUGCCAAGUCCGCAGAACCAGUCGAUGACAAAGACAUCAAGGCAAAAUAUGAGAAACAUAUCCUUGAGCACUCCGGUAUCCGUCUCAUCGAGCCGGAGCUCUUCAAAGGUUACGAUCCCAACAAGAAGCAGCUGCUUCAAGAGGUUGUGAUAGAAGAGGAUCUCGAGCCGUUUGAAACCUCCAAGGAAACCGCCGAGGAAUUCAAACGCGAGCACGCUGAUAAGGCAGAGGUCUUUGAAAUUCCAGAGUCCGGCGAAUAUAUUGUUAGGAUGAAGAAGGGUGCCACGCUCAUGAUCCCCAAGGCUCUCAAAUUCGACCGUCUUGUCGCAGGUCAAAUUCCCACCGGCUGGGAUGCCAAGAAGUAUGGUAUUCCAGACGACAUCAUCUCGCAAGUCGACCCCGUCACCCUAUUUGUUCUUGUAUGCACAGUGGAAUCACUGUUGGCAUCUGGUAUCACUGAUCCUUAUGAAUUCUACAAAUAUGUUCACAUUUCUGAGGUCGGUAACUGUAUUGGAUCUGGUAUCGGUGGCACAACAGCUUUGAGGGGCAUGUACAAGGAUCGUUACUUGGACAAGCCACUCCAGAAGGAUGUUCUUCAGGAAUCAUUUAUCAACACCAUGAGCGCAUGGGUUAAUAUGUUGCUGAUGUCCUCCACUGGUCCCAUCAAAACGCCCGUUGGUGCUUGCGCAACGGCCGUAGAAUCUGUUGAUAUUGGAUACGAGACUAUUGUUGAAGGCAAGGCUCGUGUAUGCUUUGUUGGUGGUUUUGAUGACUUCCAAGAGGAAGGUUCUUACGAAUUCGCCAACAUGAAGGCAACUAGCAACGCUGUCGACGAGUUUGAACAUGGUCGUACACCAAGGGAAAUGUCAAGACCUACUACGACUACUAGAAAUGGUUUCAUGGAAUCCCAAGGUUGUGGUAUUCAAGUCAUCAUGACUGCCAGACUUGCCCUCGAUAUGGGUGUUCCUAUCUAUGGUAUUGUGGCAUUGACUACCACAGCUACUGACAAGGUUGGCCGAUCUAUCCCUGCGCCUGGCCAGGGUGUUCUCACCACUGCUCGUGAAAACCCUGGAAAGUUCCCGUCACCUCUUCUGGACAUGAAAUACCGACGCCGACAGAUCGAGCUUCGAAAGAAGAACAUCAAGUCAUGGCAAGAGUCAGAACUUGAGUACCUCCACGAAGAGAUUUCUGCCAUGAAGGCACAAGGUCACGAAUUCAACGAGUCGGAUUAUGCCCAAGAGCGUGCCGCUCACAUCGAGGUUGAGGCUGCCCGCCAAGAGCGUGACGUCUUGAACAGCCUUGGUAAUGCAUUCUGGAAGAAAGAUAACACAAUCGCCCCUCUGCGUGGUGCCCUUGCUACAUGGGGUCUGACUAUCGAUGACCUCGACGUUGCCUCCUUCCACGGCACUUCCACUGUGGCAAACGACAAGAACGAAUCUUCUGUCAUCUGCCAACAAAUGAAACAUCUCGGCCGAAAGAAGGGUAACGCUGUUAUGGGUAUCUUCCAGAAGUAUCUGACUGGACACCCUAAGGGUGCAGCUGGUGCAUGGAUGAUGAAUGGCUGCCUGCAAGUCCUCAACAGCGGUCUAGUCCCCGGAAACCGAAACGCAGACAACGUCGACCAAGUCAUGGAGAAAUUCGACUACAUCGUAUACCCCAGCCGAAGCAUCCAAACAGACGGUAUCAAGGCUUUCUCCGUCACCUCCUUCGGUUUCGGACAAAAAGGCGCCCAAGCAAUCGGUAUCCACCCCAAAUACCUUUUCGCCACUCUCGAUGAAGCUACAUAUAAGACCUACGCUUCCAAGCUCGCAGCCCGUCAAAAGAAGGCUUAUAGAUACUUUCACAACGGCAUGAUCACCAACACCCUCUUUGUCGCCAAGACAGAUUCGCCAUACACAGAUGCUCAAAUGCAAUCCGUGUUCCUCAACCCGGAUGCCCGCGUCUCUACGGACAAGAAGACAGCAGGUCUCACUUACGCCCCCAACUUCGCCAAAGACACGGCAGCUUCCGACAAAAGCAAGACAGACGCGACUAAGAACAUGGUUGAGUCAUUAGCCAAAGGUGCUGCUAAAGCCGGCAACAAAGUCGGUGUCGAUGUUGAGGAUAUCGCAGCGAUCAAUAUUGAGAACGACACAUUUUUGACAAGAAAUUUCACAGAUGGUGAACGCGAAUACUGUCUCAAGGCACCCAGCCCACAAGCUUCAUUCGCAGGCAAGUGGAGUGCAAAGGAGGCUGUAUUUAAGAGUCUGGGCGUUGCGAGCAAGGGCGCCGGUGCGCCGCUGAAGGAUAUUGAGAUUGGGAACGACGAGAAGGGCGCUCCUAUUGUGUCGUUACAUGGCGAUGCAGCAGACGCAGCGAAGAAGGCGGGCGUGAAGGAAAUCAGCAUCAGUGUUUCGCAUUCUGAUACUCAGGCUAUUGCCAUUGCUGUCUCUACCUUUUAG